This is a messenger RNA of Equus caballus (horse), 2271 nucleotides long. RefSeq names its product keratin associated protein 16-1 (gene KRTAP16-1). The record is from RefSeq and is a predicted model, not a curated record. NCBI's taxonomy places the organism in Eukaryota, Metazoa, Chordata, Mammalia, Perissodactyla, Equidae. Gene Ontology annotation, cellular component: keratin filament.
GCUGUAACCUCUCAGCACUCACAAGGGAGCAGAGGCACCUCCACCAUGUCUGGAAAGAGCUGUUCUAGGAAAUGCCCCUCUGUGCCAGCCAUCUCUCUCUGCUCCACUGGGUUGAGCUGUGGAGGGCCUGUCUGCUUGCCCAGUUCCUGCCGGAGCCAGACGUGGCAGCUGGUGACUUGUCAAGAUAGCUGCGGAUCAUCUAGCUGUGGCUCUCAAGGCUGUCUCGUGAGCAGCUGUGCCCAACCUGUGUGCCUUGAGGCCACCAUCUGUGAGCCCUCCUGUCCUGUGAGCAGCUGUGCCCAACCUGUGUGCUACGAGGCCACCAUCUGUGAGCCCUCCUGUCCUGUGAGCAGCUGUGCCCAACCUGUGUGCUACGAGGCCACCAUCUGUGAGCCCUCCUGUCCUGUGAGCAGCUGUGCCCAACCUGUGUGCUACGAGGCCACCAUCUGUGAGCCCUCCUGUCCUGUGAGCAGCUGUGCCCAACCUGUGUGCUACGAGGCCACCAUCUGUGAGCCCUCCUGUCCUGUGAGCAGCUGUGCCCAAUCUGUGUGCUGCGAGGCCACCAUCUGUGAGCCUUCCUGUCCUGUGAGCAGCUGUGCCCAACCUGUGUGCUAUGAGACCAACAUCUGUGAGCCCUCCUGCCCUGUGAGCAGCUGUGCCCAACCUGUGUGCUGUGAGGCCACCAUCUGUGAGCCCUCCUGCUCCGUGAGCAGCUGUGCUCAACCUGUGUGCUGCGAGGCCACCAUCUGUGAGCCCUCCUGCUCCGUGAGCAGCUGUGCUCAACCUGUGUCCUGCGAGGCCACCGUCUGUGAACCCUCCUGCUCCGUGAGCAGCUGUGCCCAACCUGUGUCCUGCGAGGCCACCAUCUGUGAACCCUCCUGUUCCGUGAGCAGUUGCUGUCAACCUGUGUGUUGUGAGGCCCCUUCCUGCCAACCGGUCCUCUGUGUACCCACUCCCUGCCAGCCCAUCGUGUGCAAACCCAGCCGCUGUGAGCCCACUUGCUGUCAGCCGGUGUGCCCCACCCCUAGCUGCUGUCCCUCUGUCUGCUCUGUGGCCAAUAGGUGCCAGGCUGUCUGCUGUGACCCCAGUCCUUGUGAACCAUCUUGCUCGGAGGCCAGCAUCUGCCAGCCGGCUACCUGUGUGGCUCUGGUCUGUAAGCCUGUCUGCCUCCGCCCUGUAUGCUGUGUUCCAAGCCCUUGUGAGCCACCUUGUGUCUCCAGCACUUGCCAAGAGCCCUCUUGUUGCGUCUCCAGCAUCUGCCAACCCAUCUGCUCUGAGCCCAGCCCCUGCUCAUCAAGUCUCUGUGUGCCCAGUCCAUGUCAACCUACCUGCUACGUAGUCAAGCGCUGUCAAUCCAUCUGCUGUGAGCCCGUUUCCUGCCCAUCUACUUCCUGCCAACCUCUCUGCUGUCGCCCAGGGUCUUCUGCAUCUGCCGUCUGCCAACCAACUUGCCCUCGGACUUUCUACAUACCCAGCUCCAGCAAACAGCCAUGCACUACUUCAGUUUCCUACCGUCCAAUUUGCCGCCCAAUCUGCUCUGGACCCAUCACCUAUAGGCAUCCAUAUGUGACAUCUAUUUCCUACCGCCCUGCCUGCUACCGCCCAUGUUACUCCAUCCUGCGCCGCCCGGCCUGUGUCACUUCUGUCUCUUACCGCCCAGUCUGCUCCCGCCUGCCUUGUGCUGACUCCUGUAAACGGGAUUGCAAAAACUCCACUUCCAGCCAACCGGAUUGUGCUGACUCAACAUCCUGCAAAGGAGAGGUCUCAGAGGAGAGUCCCUACCAGCCCACCGAGGCCAAACCCACCAGCCCAACCACCCGUGAGGCUGCAGCCAGCCAGCCUGCUGCCACCAGGCCUGCCAACUGAGGAACUGGUCUCAGCUCACCAAUUUUUGCAAAGCAAGUCACCUGCCAGAGAGAAAACUUGAUUACCUUCCCCAAUUCUAUGACUUAGGUAGAAUCUUUUUAUUUCUGCACCGUCACUCGCCAUUUGCUUACGCUUCAAAGAACUCAUCAGAAAUGGCAGUACCCUAAUGGUCCAAACGAAGACCUCCUGGGCACUGAGGGGGGGACGCUCUGGUUCCCGUCUGCUGCUGCCAUCAAGCUGAGAAGAGCUACUUCACCACAUCAUCCUACAUGUCUGUCCUGCUAUAAAUUUGUUUCUGUCCUCAUGCGUGUCCUCUUGCUGGAUGGGCUCCCGUUUCUUGGGCAUGUCCUCUUCAAUGUAAUAAAGAUAUUUAACUGUCCAAUAAACCUGGCUAAGUUGAAAUGA